ACAUUCACCACCACGACACGACCCCAAUCCCGACCCUGCGCAAGCUAUUGCGACAUCCAAGCUAUAUCGCCUGCCGCGCAGAAACCUACAGAGAGCCUUGAUAGUUCUUACAAAGUUUGCACGCGAACGGGCGAGUCCUAGCACUCGGCAGAUAUGGGAGUCCAGAAGAAGACGCGCAAGUUUGCGCAAACCAAGAGGAUAGUUGGCCAACGAGAUGCUCGACUCAAGAAGAACCAAAUGGCCGGCGAGCUAGAAGCAAAGAAGAAAGAGGAAGAAAACAAGGCAAAGCGAGAAAUCCCACAAGUCUCCUCCGCCCUCUUCUUCCAAGCCAACACCGCCCUCGGGCCCCCCUACUCCGUCCUCGUAGACACAAACUUCCUCUCCCACACCGUUCACGCCAAGCUCGAGCUCGACAAAGCCCUCAUGGACCUGCUAUACGCCAAAGCCACACCCAUAAUCACAACGUGCGUCAUGGCCGAGCUCGAGAAACUCGGUCCAAAAUACCGCAUCGCGCUGCGAAUCGCCCGCGACGAGCGCUGGCAGCGGCUCAAGUGCGAGCACAAGGGAACGUAUGCAGAUGACUGUAUUGUGGAUCGGGUGCAGAAGCAUAGGAUUUAUCUGGUUGCGACGAAUGAUAGGGAUUUGAAGAGGAGGAUUAGGAAGAUUCCGGGUGUGCCGAUUGUUAGUGUGGCCAAGGGGAAAUAUGUUAUUGAGAGGUUGCCGGAUGUGCCUGAUAGUCAUUAGAUUGGAGAGGAGGGUGUUGCUGGUAGGGUCGCAAUGGGUUAUUUGCAUAGCGAACGGCGUUUAGGGAAUGCUAGGUAGGUAGUGUUAUCCAGAGAAGCAUUUGGAAGUCAUAGUGACAUCGAGGUAUAAAUAAGCCCCGGCGUGUUGUGUGUUGUUCAGAGGUUGCUGGUGCAGAAAUGAAUGGCACGUAUUUAUAAAAAAAACGCACAUUGUUAGGCGAAGGUUGGGAUGAGUGUUCAGAGAUUCAUGA
Messenger RNA from Alternaria rosae, 994 nucleotides. RefSeq names its product Fcf1-domain-containing protein. The transcript has 4 exons. Bases 154 to 744 code for a protein of 196 amino acids. The record is from RefSeq and is a predicted model, not a curated record. Gene Ontology annotation, cellular component: nucleolus; small-subunit processome. NCBI's taxonomy places the organism in Eukaryota, Fungi, Ascomycota, Dothideomycetes, Pleosporales, Pleosporaceae.